Cydia amplana is the source of this 1331-nucleotide messenger RNA. RefSeq lists its product as uncharacterized. Gene Ontology annotation, cellular component: nucleus. Gene Ontology annotation, biological process: positive regulation of Notch signaling pathway. The coding region runs from base 43 to 1314 and encodes 423 amino acids. The record is from RefSeq and is a predicted model, not a curated record. NCBI's taxonomy places the organism in Eukaryota, Metazoa, Arthropoda, Insecta, Lepidoptera, Tortricidae. The transcript has 2 exons.
GAAUUUUAUCAGAAACAGGUAUUGAAUUAUAUUUAAAGCACGAUGUUAGAACCCUGGAACGAUGCCUCACUGCUACCACCACCUGUUCAUACAUUUCUAUGUCAUCGUAAAGUUGGCAUUCAGGAUCUAAAAGCCACUUGUACGAAUAUGAUCAAAGUACUGUCUAAUCAAUCUCCUUUGCACAAAGAGAGCGCAAUACUCUCUAGAUUUGCUUAUAAAUACGACAAGAAGUUUCGCAACGAUAUCGGCUACAGGCAUUUUAAGAAGGUUAACGUAGCCUUGCGGCGUUAUUUGGGGCUGAAUGUAUUGAAGGACAUAGAAAACUUCAGCGACACAUUGCCGGCGGAUGACGAGGAUUAUUUACCAACAAGACAGAUGCUCCAAUAUAUAAUGAUCAGAUUGAUUACGUUUGCUAAGAUAAUGGUGAGGGUUUGCGUAUGUUCGAAGCAAGCGUCGGUAUUUUAUUUGGACCGUAUAAAGUGCGGGGAGGGUCACUGGAUGUCUCUGAUGCCAUAUGCGCUGCUGAGCCGAGUGUGGUCGCUGUGCACGGUGCUACUGCGCAGUGCCUGCGUCUGGUACGCGCGCCUGCGGCCCUGGCUCGACAAACUACAACUAAAGGGAGUAGACUUCCUACCAGACAACUAUAGCUUGCCAGCCGACUUAGAGGUGUGGCUGGACCUUAAAAACAUUGACUCUUUUGGAAGGUUUCAAUGGGCUCCGGACAAAUGCUUGACAUUGCACCAGAGCUUAAUAGUUGACGAUGAUGAUGAUAAUACUGACAGCUUCAUGGAUUAUGUAAAUCGGCUAAAUGAAGAAGAUGACUCUGAGGAGCCAUCAUGUCAUCUUGAGGUAAACAGGCUUUCAAAAGAAAGUCCGUCUGAGAUACAAGUAAAUCCAUUGCUAAAUAAAGAUAAAGGAGAAAGCAUUUCUAGAGAAAGUUUUAAUGCCCCUUUGCGCUCCAAAUUGAAAUCAACUGAAAUAUUAAAUACUGAUAAAGGAGAGACAAUAUCCAGGGAAAGUUUUAAAGCGCCACUACACACUCAAUCAAAACCAGUUGAAUUAAAGAGCAAUAAUACAUACAUUCAUUCUCCAGCAAAUGUGACUGAUACAGAAUCUUUAAAAAAGUUUAUGUUGAUGGAAGAAGGCUUUAGAAAUGAGCAAAAUGGGUCAUCCUUAACAAACCAUCUGAGUUUCAUGCAGUGGACAGCUCUAAAGAACUCAUUAGACACAUUAGCAAAUUCCUUGUCCUACAAAAGAAAAAUAGAGAAAAAAUUCAAAAAAAUAUGGAAAGAAAAGUGCAUUGAUUAUAGUUAAUAAAUGUAUUUUCCAUU